Molecule: messenger RNA, 1566 nt
Organism: Colletotrichum chrysophilum
Lineage: Eukaryota; Fungi; Ascomycota; Sordariomycetes; Glomerellales; Glomerellaceae
Exons: 6
Coding region: 1-1566 (521 amino acids)
Biological process (GO): transmembrane transport; amine transport
Molecular function (GO): amine transmembrane transporter activity
Source: RefSeq, a predicted model, not a curated record
AUGGCAGACCCCAGCCCAACAAGUUCUGGGACCACAACCCCCAUCAAGCCAUCUCCUGCCUCGCAAGACUUACCCACUGCUGAUCUUGCACCAUUACCACUUUCUCAACCACAACCACAACCUCAAGCUCAAGCCGCAGCAGACCCUGAGAAGAAGGCUGGUGCACCUCCGGCGUACACGGCCUUUUCCCCAUGGCGCAAACGCUUCAUCUUGACCGUGGUCACCAUCGCAGGUUGCUUUGGUCCCCUCGCAGGCAACAUCUAUCUGCCAGCGUUGCCUGUGUUGGAGAAUGAAUUCAAUGCCAGCGCAACAGCCAUCAACGUGUCCGUGUCAGUCUUCAUGCUGACAUUUGCCAUCGGUCCCCUCUUCUGGUCGAGUUUUGCCGACUGGAAGGGUCGCAGGUCAUUGUACAUCAUCUCCGUCGCCAUCUACAUUGUUGCCAAUAUUUUGCUUGCUGUAGUGCCGGCGAAUUAUGGAGCUUUGGUGUUCUUGCGCAUUGUCCAGGCUUUUGGAUCCGCCGCUGUGGUGUCGAUGGGUGCUGGAACAGUUGCAGAUGUCACUGAGCCAAAGAAACGUGCGACAGCAAUGUCCAUAUUUCUGAUCGGCCCUCAAUUGGGUCCCGUUUUGGGUCCUGUGCUUGGAGGUGCCCUCAAUACCGCCUCUUGGCGCUGGAUCUUUGGCUUCCUCGCAAUCUCGGGCUUUGUCCUCUGGCUUGUCAUUAUUUUCUCACUCCCCGAGACUCUCAGGGCGAGGGUGGGAAACGGAAAGCUGUAUACCGAUUCCCGUGUUAUCUUCUUUCCUCCGAGAUUGUCCUCGCCUCUGGCUCCUGAGUCAGAGAGGGGCCCCGCACCGCCCAAGCCAACUCUUCUCGGAUACUGGAAGCUAUUCUCCUACCCUCCCAUUGGCAUUGUCACAUUCAACACAGCCAUGCUGUACUCGACAUAUUUCGCCAUUGCCGUGCAGCUCCCCACCGAGCUUUCAGACCGUUACAACUGGUCCACCGCUGGCGUCGGCGCAGGUUUCCUGGCUGUCGGUGUCGCCAUGAUUAUUGGCUCUAUGAUCGGUGGUCGCGUGUCAGACUGGAGACGUGCGCGUGCCGUCAAGGCAUCCCCGGACAAUCACGUCGACCCCGAAAACAGAUUGUCAGAUCAGAUCUGGGGCGUCCUGAUCUGUGCCGGUGGAUGUUUGAUGUACGGCUGGCUUGUCGACAAGUCAAUCCAUCCUGCCGCUGUCCUUGUCGCAACAUUCCUGACUGGCUUCGGCAUGAACUGGGUGUUUGUGGCCACAACAGCCUUUUUGACCGAGUGUGUCCAACAACAGGCUGCCGGUGCCUUCGCUCUCGGAAACAUGCUCCGCAAUCCCGGUGCUGCUAUUGCAGCCCUCGUGAUCCCAUCUCUUGUUUCAAAGAUGGGCAACGGAUGGUGUUUCACUGGUCUGGCGCUUCUUGACCUUGUGCUUGUCGGUUCAGCAGUAAUUGUUCUGCGGAUAAAGUCUCCAGGAUGGAGAGCAGCACGAAAGGCCAGGAUGGCUGCUAUGGCAGCAGCAAAGCAGGGCGGUCCUAAAUAA